Molecule: messenger RNA, 2378 nt
Organism: Eucalyptus grandis
Lineage: Eukaryota; Viridiplantae; Streptophyta; Magnoliopsida; Myrtales; Myrtaceae
Product: probable alkaline/neutral invertase F
Exons: 5
Coding region: 93-2039 (648 amino acids)
Biological process (GO): sucrose catabolic process
Molecular function (GO): sucrose alpha-glucosidase activity; endo-alpha-N-acetylgalactosaminidase activity
Source: RefSeq, a predicted model, not a curated record
CUCCUCCUCCUCCUCCUCAGCCCUUCCGGCCGCCGCCAUUGUUACGCUGCAACUCUCUCUCGCUCUUCCCUUCCCACCGCAUUCUCAAAAAGAUGCACGAGUCGCUCGGAGAACCGCUCCCCGACGAAACCGAGCCCAAUCCGGCCGCUCCUCCGAAGAGCUCCACCGCCGGCGCCGACAAGAAAUCCCCGCCCGAACCCGUACCGGUCGCCGGUGUCGGAGGCGAAGGCGUGCCGUCGGCCUCACCUGAGAAUGCGGGCUCUCUCGCUCCUCUCCCGGAUCCUGCUCCGGCCGUCGCGACGUCAGCGGCGACGGCGGCCUCUCCGGGGCCUCGAGAUACUGAAGCCGCUUUGAAGUCGCGGACCGAGUCUGGAGAGAUCGAGACGCCCGAGCAGAAUCGGGAUUCUUCGGAUUCUGCGAAAGACGGAGAUGCGGAGGCGAUGGAGAAAUCAUCAGGGGUGGUUGAAGAGGAAGAGGAAGGGUCUCCGGAGAAACCGAGUAGGAAGGCGAGUUUCGGCCACGACAUCUCGGACAACGUGAAGGCCACGAUCAGGCCGUGCCCCAGCCUGAGCGCCAACCUCAACAACUACGACUCCGUAGUGGAGGAUGCCUCGCAGCGCGCCGGCGGCAGCCCGGUGAUGGAGGAAGCGUGGGAGAGGCUCAACAAGUCGUACAUCUUCUACAAGGGCAAGCCCGUGGGAACUCUCGCCGCUAUGGAUCCGAACGCCGACAUGCUGAACUAUAAUCAGGUCUUUGUUAGAGAUUUUGUCCCUAGUGGAUUGGCUUGCCUGAUGAAAAAAGAGAUGGAACCAGAAAUUGUGAAGAACUUCCUGUUAAAGACCCUUCAUCUCCAAGGCUGGGAAAAGAGAAUCGAUAACUUCACUCUUGGAGAAGGAGUUAUGCCUGCGAGCUUCAAAGUCGGUUUUGACUUGCAAGACAAAAAGGAGAGACUAGUCGCAGAUUUUGGCGGUAGCGCGAUAGGAAGAGUUGCGCCUGUUGAUUCAGGGUUCUGGUGGAUCAUACUGCUGAGGUCAUAUACAAAGUGCACGCAUGAUUAUUCCCUUGCGGACCUGCCAGUUGUGCAGAAAGGAAUGAAGCUGAUACUUAACCUUUGCCUAUCUGAUGGAUUUGACACUUUCCCAACACUACUUUGCGCAGAUGGUUGUAGCAUGAUUGACAGAAGAAUGGGUGUCUAUGGCUAUCCAAUUGAAAUCCAGGCUCUCUUCUAUUUUGCGCUAAGGUGUGCACAGCAGUUGCUGAAACCCGAGCGUGAUGGCAAGGAACUUAUUGAGCGAAUUGACAAACGGAUAAUGGCUCUUAGUUUUCACUUUAGGAAGUACUACUGGAUGGAUCAUACCCAGUUGAAUAUCAUCUAUCGUUACAAAACGGAGGAGUAUUCUGAUACUGCUGUCAAUAAGUUCAAUGUGAUACCGGAAUCGAUUCCUGACUGGGUGUUUGAUUUUAUGCCACUUCGGGGAGGAUAUUUCAUCGGAAAUGUUAGCCCAGCCCGAAUGGACUUCAGGUGGUUCUUAGUUGGGAACUGCAUUGCCAUUUUGAGUUCUCUGGCUACACCAGCCCAAGCAACAGCAAUCAUGGAACUAAUUGAGGACCGGUGGGAGGACUUGAUAGGGGAGAUGCCUUUGAAGAUCACUUACCCUGCGCUCGAGGGACAUGAAUGGAAAAUAGUUACUGGAUGUGAUCCAAAGAACACAAGAUGGAGCUACCAUAAUGGCGGAUCUUGGCCAGUGCUACUAUGGCUGCUGACUGCAGCUUGUAUCAAGACCGGUAGGCCUCAGACUGCAAAGCGAGCGAUUGAGUUGGUCGAGAAGCGCCUCGCGAAAGAUGGUUGGCCUGAAUAUUAUGACGGAAGGUCAGGGCGAUACAUUGGGAAGCAAGCUAGGAAGUACCAGACAUGGAGCAUUUCUGGCUACCUGAUCGCAAAGCUGAUGAUUGAGAAUCCGGCCAACAUAUCCAUCAUCUCUUUUGAAGAAGACAAGAAGAUAUCCAAGCCAAGGCUCACUCGCUCCACCUCAUUCUAAAUCGAUGCAGUUGUUAUUUUGUUUCCCCUUCUUAGAGGAAAGGGAUGUAAAUGCCGUAUACACAAAUUAGGAAAAAUUGUCCAGUAUAUCUGGUGCGUUGGGCUAACGCCAUCAAAGGCUUCAACCCUUUAGGAAGAUGACACUGCAUAGGUACAUAUAGAACACUAGAGAAUUUGAACUUUCUUGAAGGUUUCUUUGUUCACGAUACUUCCAAUUUUACUAGAACAAGAAAACUUGUAGUUUGACUGGGUUAGACUCUUAACACGUUGAUACAGAACCCAUUUCUCAAAAUUAUAAGAAAUUGAUGUCUUUGAUUUCGAAAUUUGAGGACCCAAUUCA